CACGGCUCGGCACAUCCAAACCCAAUUUUGCCGAGACAUCUUCUUUGGGGGGUGGAACCCAAAAUGUGGAUCACGAGACGAUGGGAGCCUUAUGGGGGGACCUUGUGCCUUUUUUGCUUUUGAGGACCAUGUGGAACACACUGAAGGGCGCCAUUCAGUGUGAGUGAAUGAGCCAAGCGAGCAAUCCAGUUUGUGGUUUAACGCUUGCGACUCAAUUCAUUCGUCACCACAUGGUUGUUGUUCUUUCCCUUCAUUUUAUACUUUCCCCCUUUUUUUUCUUCCUCUGUGGUUGUGUGGAUUUGAAAGAACUGACGUUGCCGUGAUACUUUGCAAAUUUCUAAUUUCUAGACGUGUGGAGUUUAGGAAUCGUGCUAAUCAACAUGCUCUAUCACCACAAUCUUUGGCAAGACCCUUGCCUCUCAGACCCUGCUUUCGAAGAGUAUCUCUCUAGACCUGUUCCUUUCCUUCUUCAACGUUGUCCAGGUAUGACGCGCCACGUUGCCGAAUUUCUCGCGAACAAAGUCUUUUGGGUCAGUCCUGGUGCGUUAGGAUUAGAGGAGCCGGGCGUAGACGGUCACAGUGGUGAUCGUGGUGGUCGAGUGAGCGCUGGUGAUUUGGGCGAGUGGGUCAAGGGGUUACCCGCUAUGUUCGGUGCUGGUCCUUUGGGUGCAGCCGUGGCCACUGCCGGUGAUUCGAUGCCUGCCCUCGAGAAGCCUCGUUCUUCGGAUCAUGUUCUUCGAGAUGCACAACACCAAUUCGACUAUGCGGAGGAAGAUGACGGUGGAGGCGAUGUUACUAUCCGUCCACGAGACGAUCAAGUUGAUGACGAGACUUUUGAUGCCGCAAGUGUUGCGGAAGAGGAGGAUGCGGGUGCUACGCAGCAACAAAUCUUCUUGCAACAGGACAUGGAGGCUGAGCCCGAGUUAGACUCGACGUCGUCGCAGCGUGUGUCGUCGGGUGUUAGGCAGCGGAGACGUGGCGCACGGAGGAACCGUGGGGCGUCAGUUACUCCAAGUACAGUCCCCUCAACUGUCUCUUCGCCUUUCUUGGCUCCUACGACCCUUCCGCCACCUUCAUCUUUUAUUCUGUCAACAUCCCCCCUCCAAAGCGCGUCUUCUCCGAGUGAGGAUCAGCUUGAGUAUCUCCGCAAUGAGGCACAAAUUCUCGCGAGAAGACUCUCGCGGAAGCAGCCUCCUCGGUCGCGUACUGUUGUCAAGGAAGGUGACAAACAGCAGCAACAGGUAUCCGUUGUCACAGCGCUUCCUGUGCCUAAUCCCACUCCUAUCACGACUCCUACUCCCCUUCCUAUUACUUCAUCAUUACCUCCUCUACCCGCGUCUGUGCCUAGUCCUCCCCACGACCCGUCCCAACAUUGCGGAAGAAAACUUCCAAAUGGAACGUCUUUGGCCGGAAGGAUACCCCCGCGAGCGCUUCGUCCCCAGCCCUCGCUAGCCCUCCUGUCAAUAAGAAGGGUGGCAAGAAGGAUCCGAGCGUUGAGGUUGUGGAAAACAUGAUUUUUGCGCUUGCUUCGCCUUCGUCGUCUACCUCGGUUGAUUCUUGGCGGGUAAGGAAUGCGUCGACUGAGGCUGUUGAGACCAUCGAUAAACCGUUGGGCAGCUUGUGGCGACAAAGACCCGAUGCUCGUCGAGGGCCCCUCUUCCAUGACGGCUCUGUCACAAUCCCCUAUAACUCCUCAAACUCCUCAGUUCAUCAUGGCCUCUACUUCCUCUUCUCCCCAUCACAACUCGAAUUACGCAUCUUCGAUCUAUUCCACCGCGGGAACAAGCAUGAAGAGUUCCGGCUCGAGUACGUUUACGAGGUUCAGCAAUGCAUCAGUGUCGACGUUUGCUACGACUGUCUCUGCUUCGUCUG
This is a messenger RNA of Cantharellus anzutake, 1872 nucleotides long. RefSeq lists its product as uncharacterized. The record is from RefSeq and is a predicted model, not a curated record. The coding region runs from base 381 to 1514 and encodes 377 amino acids. Lineage: Eukaryota; Fungi; Basidiomycota; Agaricomycetes; Cantharellales; Hydnaceae. The transcript is spliced from 3 exons.